Exaiptasia diaphana is the source of this 2587-nucleotide messenger RNA. RefSeq names its product progranulin. Lineage: Eukaryota; Metazoa; Cnidaria; Anthozoa; Actiniaria; Aiptasiidae. The transcript is spliced from 7 exons. The record is from RefSeq and is a predicted model, not a curated record. The coding region runs from base 50 to 2587 and encodes 845 amino acids.
CCUCGCUCACUGGCGCGUUCAUAUUUGCAGAACUGCUCCUGAAGCAACCAUGGGCAGGAUUGAUUUCAUCUUUGGAGCUUGUGCUGUUAUACUGCUUGUUUUUGGAGCAGCCCCUACUAUACACGCCUGCAGAUCCUCCAAUUCUUCGUUGAAUGCUUGUCCUCCAGAACUUCAGCAAUGUGUUGAGCUCUUGAAACAUCGUGAACUCUGCAGCAAAMUAGAAAACAUUUGUACUGCCAUAGCAAAUGGCAAUGCUUCCCACCAUAUUGCUGCUUUUAACCAAAACCAAUGCCCAAUUGGGAGAGAUUUUUGCCCAACAACUCAAAGUUGUCAGCCAGUUAACACAACCUGUGACCUUAACACUGAAAACAAUGCUUGCAAAGGGUCGAUUGCUUCUCCUUGGGGAGAAAAUUGUUCUCAGGCAGAUCAUGAAUUCUGUACUAUCUCAAUGUCAUGUAUCCAUAACAACGCCACGUGUUCUCUGAGGGCCAUUCAUGAGUGGAGUUUAGCUAUGAAUACAAGUUAUGGACCAUAYGGGACAUCUUGUACAACUGAUAAGACGUUCUGCCUGUCUACAAUGAAGUGCAUUAAUUCAAGUGCAGAAGCUUGCCAUGUGUCACUUAAUGCAACAGCGUUURAAGGCUUUUGUACAAACGACUCAAAUGUUUUCUGUCCCAAGCGAGCGUCGUGUAUUGAAGCCAACAGCUCGUGUACCUCCUUCCAACCUGUUAAUCUAACGACAGUUAAUGACACAGGACUUGCUGGAUGGAAGUACUUGUGUGAGGCACGRCAAAGUUUCUGUACCCGCUACAGCGCUGGUUUGGCAAAAUGCUUUCCACUGGUAUCGCAUUGUCUUUCGGCAAGUAUUUCACCAAGCGUUCCUCCUUGUACAGUCAAUGAGACAUAUUGCAACUCGACUUUGAUGUGCCAAGCAUUUGACAAACCUUGCUGUUUACGGAAUGAGUCAUUCUGCAAUUAUACAGGAAAGUGUCACCACCUAGACGAGCCGUGCUGUCCUGAGAAUUACACCUUCUGCAAUCACACAAGAAAAUGCUAUCGCCCUGAUGUGCCGUGUUGUCCACAGAAUCACACAUUCUGCAAUUAUACAGGAAAGUGUCACCAACUCGAAGAGUCGUGUUGCCCUGAGAAUCACACAUUCUGCAAUCACACAAGAAACUGCCAUCGCCCUGACUUGCCGUGCUGUCAACAGAAUCACACUUUCUGUAACUACACUGAAAAGUGCCUUCGUUCUGAAGAACUUUGUUGUCCACAGAAUCAAACGUUCUGCAAGCACACAGCAAAGUGUCAUCAGCUCAACGAGCCGUGUUGUCCUGAAAACCACACAUUCUGUAAUACUACAGGGUUGUGCCAUCGUCCUGAACAACUUUGUUGCCCACAGACUCAAGUACUCUGUCAGUAUUCACAAAGGUGCCAUCGUCUCGACGAACCAUGUUGUCAUGAGAACCACACAUAUUGUAAUACUACAGGGUUGUGUCAUCACCCUAAACAACUUUGCUGUCCUGAGAAUAAAACUUUUUGCACGUACACAGCAAAAUGUCAUCGGCCCGACGAACCAUGUUGUCCUGAGAACCACACAUUCUGUAAUUCCACAAAGUUGUGUCAUCACCCUAAACAAUUUUGCUGUUCACAAAAUCAAACGUUUUGCAAUCUCACAGCAAAAUGUCAUCGGCCCGACGAACCAUGUUGUCCUCAGAACCACACAUUUUGUAAUACGACAAAGAAGUGCCAACCUCCUAAAGAGCCAUGCUGUCCACAAAAUCACACCUUGUGUAAUUAUACAAGACAAUGUCAAUUGGGCAACGAAUCGUGCUGUCCACACAACCUCAUACUCUGCAAUUACACAGGAAAGUGUCAACUGCCCAAGGAACCUUGUUGUCAUCAGAAUCAUGUCUUCUGCAAUUAUACCAGACGAUGUCAAAUGAGCAACGAAUCGUGCUGUCCACACAACCUCAUGCUCUGCAAUUACACAGGAAAGUGUCAACCAUCUAGCGAACACUGCUGUCCACAAAAUCACAUUUUUUGUAAUAGUACCGGAAAAUGUCAGCCAGGAAAUGCUUUCUGCUGCCUUGGAACCGAGUACCAAUGCCUUAAUGAUAAACAAUACAAGGUUGUAGUAGAUUUUCAGACUUUGGGGGAAACGUCCAAGAACAUGUUUUUUAAUACAGAUACCAUUGCAAUAAUAUCUGUUGACGUUGUCAAUGGAACUUCUAAAUCCACGGACCAUAGUAUAUAUGGCAAAUUACACUACUUCCACAACAACGAAUGGAUUGCAGCACCCUCCGAGAUUUCACCAUCCAAAGCUUUUGUCCUCGGAAAAGAAAACAUGAUCCGUUUCAUUGGUUCAGCCAAUUGGCGUCAUGGUGUUGUCCUUCUAAAUUUCACCAAGAAGACUGGUGCAAUAGGUGAAGUGAUCGAUGCUUCGAGUUCUUUUCGUGGACCUUUAGAUGUCAUUGCUCUCUUCGUCUUUCCCCAUGCGUGGCCUCCAAAUGUUUUUAUCAGCGAACAUGGCUCUCCUUGCGAGAUGAACGAGGAUGAUAGCAGUAAUCCUGGAAUAAUAGUAAGUUAA